Messenger RNA from Cydia pomonella (codling moth), 3732 nucleotides. RefSeq lists its product as uncharacterized. The record is from RefSeq and is a predicted model, not a curated record. Gene Ontology annotation, molecular function: nucleic acid binding; zinc ion binding. The coding region runs from base 1 to 3732 and encodes 1243 amino acids. Gene Ontology annotation, biological process: DNA integration. The transcript has 2 exons. Lineage: Eukaryota; Metazoa; Arthropoda; Insecta; Lepidoptera; Tortricidae.
AUGACAACGGCGGUCGGCAAAAUCGGGCCGUUCGAUUUGGAUAAGGACAGUUGGGAUUAUUAUAUAGAUCGCUUGGAGCAAUCUUUCAUUGCAAAUGCAGUGGAAGAUAAUGUGAAAGUGGCGACCUUGAUUACAGUGAUUGGCGGCGACGCGUAUGCCUUGAUGGCAAAUUUGUGUAUGCCAGUAAAACCGUCUACAAAGACUUUUAAAGAGUUGGUGACAAUUAUGAAGGAACAUUUGCAACCUAAACCUAGUUUAUUGGCAGAACGAUUUAAAUUUAGGCGACGGAUACAAAGUAGUGAUGAAAGUGUUGGAGAAUACGCGGCCGCACUAAAAAAAUUGACAAAAGAUUGUAAAUUCGUGGGCGAUAGUUUACAAGAAAACUUACGAGAUCAGUUCGUAUGUGGGUUAGCGCGAGACAGUAUACGACAGCGGUUAUUUGCAGAAGAUGACAUUAAAUUCGACAAAGCAUUUAAGCUCGCGGUGACGUUGGAGAUGGCGGAGGCAGACGCAGCGCUUGUAGAGCAUCGGGGGCAUCGGGGCAGCAGUCGAGGGAAUGGUUCCGGAGAAAACACAGCGUCAGUACAUCAAAUGAGAAAUUCGGGGCGAGGGCGGGCCAGUGGGCGCGCGCCGAACGAUAGUACUUCGCGUAACUCGACGAACGGGAGCACGGCUGGUCGUGGUGGCGGCGGCGGCGGUUGGAGUGGCAAACUAAACGGCGGAGGCUGGCGGAUAAAAAACUCGGUUAUAGGCACGGAGGGCGCAAAAGGGUGUUGCCGGGUUUGCGGAGGUCAGCACGCGGCAGAAAGCUGCAAGUUUAAAAUGUAUGUUUGUCGAGUCUGCAAUAAGGAAGGUCAUUUGAAACGCGUAUGUCCUAAUGUGAAAAGCAGCUCAGCAGGGGUACACCAUCUGGGAAGCAAGGACUUCCACAUGAACUCUUCCAGCGAUAGUGACGAGGUAAAUAAUUAUUCUAUGGACGCACAGCGUUCUAGUUACCGAGACGUGUUCGGCGAUGGCCUGGGUCGGUUCACGGGCGGCACUGUGGGGUUCCGGCUGCGACCGGACGCGCGGCCGGUAUUCCUGCGCGCGCGCCCCCUGGCGUACGCUCUGCGCGAGCCGGUGGAGCGCGCGCUGGAACAGCUGGUGCGCGACGGAGUACUUGAGCCCGUGCAAACCUCGGAUUGGGCUACGCCGAUCGUGCCGGUUAUGAAGAAGGACGGUACCAUUCGGGUAUGCGGUGAUUUUAAACUUACUUUAAAUAAAUGUCUCGAGGUUGACCGUUUCCCUUUGCCACGAGUGGACGACUUGCUCACUAAAUUACACGGAGGACAAAAAUUUACCAAGUUAGACUUGUCACAAGCGUAUGCGCAAUUUGAAUUGGAUGAGGAAUCAAAAAAAUAUGCUGUAAUUAAUACACACAAGGGCCUUUUCCGGUAUAAUAGAUUAAUUUACGGUCUAGCUUCUAGCCCAGGUAUUUUUCAGCGUAAACUUGAACAGCUGUUUGCCGACAUGCCGCGUGUCGGGGUAUUUUUAGAUGAUGUCAUUAUUACCGGGGUGAAUGACCAAGAACAUUUAACGACUCUGAUAGAAGUGUUUAAGCGAUUGCAAAAAUAUGGCUUAAAAGUAAAAAAAAGUAAAUGUACUUUCUUUGCGGAUUCCGUUACGUACCUAGGCUUCGUGAUAAGCAAGGAGGGCGUUCAUACGUGUCCGGAUAAACUGGAGGCUAUCGAAAAAGUGUCCGUGCCACGUAAUACUACGGAAUUAAGAUCGUUUUUAGGACUAGUCAUGUAUUACGCGAAAUUUAUACCAAACAUUAGCUCAUUACUGGCACCGUUAUAUAAUCUUCUCAGAAAGGAUGUUAAAUAUUACUGGGACGGAUCGUGUGAGAAUGCUUUCAACCAGGUUAAAGAUAUGCUGAUGUCUAGUGAGGUACUGGCGCACUAUUCGCCAGAGUUGCCACUAGUUUUGACUUGUGACGCUAGUAGUGUAGGCGUAGGAUCUGUUAUAUCGCAUUUAAUGCCAGGGGGUACCUCCUCUGACGGUACGGAGAGGGCGCGGGAACGGCCGAUAGCUUAUGCGUCGCGCUCGCUUAACAAAGCGGAGCGCGGGUAUUCGCAAAUAGAAAAAGAAGCGUUGGGUAUAAUUUUCGGAAUUAGGAAGUUCCAUCAAUAUCUUUUUGGACGAAAAUUUAUUUUAAGAACCGACCAUAAGCCGUUAGUAACCAUUUUUGGUGAUAAAGUCGGCAUUCCGGUUAUGGCGGCUAGUAGAAUGCAACGUUGGGCAGUGCUUCUAUCAGGUUACGACUACGAUAUAGAGUAUGUGCGCAGUGAUAAAAAUGCCGCUGAUGCCUUGUCUCGGUUGCCAACCGGAGAACAAGCAAGAGAUAAGAAAGAAGUUACAUACAUGAAUUUUAUUCAAAACUUUCUUCCUAUAACUAGAAAAAUAGUUAAGGAAAAUACGUUCAAGGACGACACGCUACAAAAAGUAGUACUAUAUAUACAAUCGGGAUGGCCAAAUCAGUAUAGUAAUACAGAAAAUUCCUUGAGACCGUACAGCUCCCGUAAAACUGAGUUAUAUCUGGAUAGAGGGUGUGUAGUCUGGGGUUAUCGGUUAGUGAUACCGAAAGCAUUGCAAGAGGCAAUUUUGGUUGAAUUACAUACUAAUCAUAUGGGAAUAGUGAAGAUGAAAAGUAUUGCGCGCAGCUAUGUAUGGUGGCCGGGAAUCGACGCGGAUAUAGAACGUAUUUGUCAUGAGUGUGCUACAUGCGCAGCAGAGGGGAUGGCACCCCCGCGUACUGCACCGCAGCCGUGGUCAUACAUACCCGAACCUUGGUCAAGGUUACAUUUAGAUUUUUUGGGUCCUCUCGGAGGUAAAACAUAUCUUGUGCUUAUAGAUUCUAGUACUAAAUGGAUAGAAGCAUUUGCAAUGCCCAAGACCACUGCUUCGUCAGUUAUUAAGGUUUUGGAGGGAACGUUUGCUCGUUUUGGUUUACCUCUUGAGGUAGUAUCAGACAAUGGGCCGCCAUUUACGAGUAGAGAGUACAAGCAUUUUUUAGAACAUAAUGGAAUUAAAAUCACGUAUUCACCUGCCUAUCAUCCGUCGUCUAACGGUGCGGCGGAAGGAGCGGUAAAAUUAUGCAAACGAACGAUAAAAAAAGCAGUAAGAGAGGGCCAUAACGUGGAUUCGGCUUUACAGUCCUACUUAAUGAUGUAUAGGAAUGUUGAGCACAGCAGUACAGGUUCUUCACCAGCCAUGCUGCUGCAGUUUAGGACCUUGCGUACGAGGUUAGAGUUAUUGAAAGACGCGCGGGAGGUGGAACGCCGCGCGCGUGACAUGCAACAGCGGCAGGUGUAUAAUUCGGGCGGAGCGGACAGACAUUUUAACGUGGGAGAUAGGGUAUGGACGCGAGAUUUUAGGGAAGGAAGGAAUUGGAUUAGUGGGCAAGUCGACCAACAAUUAGGGUCACGUAAUUACAUAGUAUCUAGGGAAAACGGUCCCCCUAUGAAACGACAUGUAGAUCAAAUUAAAAGUAGAUGGAAUUCGUUUUUGGAUUUGCCUCACCCGAAUGAACCGUCCUCUGAGCCGAGUCCUGGCGCAGACGGCGCGCCGACGUCAGUAUUAGGGGAACAUGGAACUGACCCACCUGCGCAGUCACAGUCUUCGGUAACUAGACCAACCUUGAGACCACGUCCCACUAAGCCACCUAACCGAUAUGGUUUUGAAAUUGAUUAA